Drosophila navojoa is the source of this 1843-nucleotide messenger RNA. RefSeq names its product Actin-related protein 2 (gene Arp2). NCBI's taxonomy places the organism in Eukaryota, Metazoa, Arthropoda, Insecta, Diptera, Drosophilidae. The record is from RefSeq and is a predicted model, not a curated record.
GUUCUGUAUGUGUGUGUUAUUUCUUGUGUUUUGUGCCGCCUAGGAAUUGAAAUUUGCAACCGUUUGCAAGACUUUCGCAAUCAAUAAUUAGAAAAGUUAUUAUUUGUGACACACUUUGAUUGUAUAAAGCGUGUGCACAAAUUCAAAGCUUGAAACAAAAACAAUCGAAAAUACGGCAAGAGAGUGAGAGAGCGACGCAUUCAGAGCAGAGUCCGCCCGCGUGCCAGUACAUAUGUGUGUGUGUUGUGUGUGAGUUUCGCCCGUGUGUGUAUGAAUGAAGCUGGCAUGUGUAUGCGUGUCUGUAAAUGUGUGUGUGUUUUUGUACGGUUGGAAAUUGUGUGAUUAACUGCAGUCAGCCUCGUCUGGUAGUCAUUCAAAAGUAGUAUUAAAACGGCGGUGGCAGCAACAAUUCCAGUCAUCCAACCGCUACGGCGACGCAUCAAACAUUAAGCCGUUAAAAACAGUCCCAGCAGCAGCAGCAGUAGCAGCAAAGAGACAAUAAACACCCACGACGACAUCAACAACCGACAACAGCAACAACAACAAUAGGAGCACCAGCAGCAGCAACAUCAGCCGUGGACAGUUUUAGUUGAAGUUCAAUUUUCCAGUUGGUGCACAAAAUGGAUAGCAAAGGCCGAAAAGUUAUUGUUUGUGAUAACGGCACUGGGUUCGUGAAAUGCGGAUAUGCCGGCAGCAAUUUUCCCGCGCACAUUUUCCCAUCGAUGGUUGGUCGACCAAUAAUUCGGGCGGUCAACAAAAUUGGUGACAUCGAAGUCAAGGAUCUGAUGGUCGGCGAUGAAGCCUCAAAACUGCGCUCACUACUGGAGGUCUCCUAUCCCAUGGAGAACGGUGUGGUACGGAAUUGGGACGACAUGUGCCACGUGUGGGACUAUACGUUCGGGCCCAAGAAAAUGGAUAUUGAUCCGACGAACACAAAGAUCUUGCUGACUGAACCGCCCAUGAAUCCCACAAAGAAUCGCGAAAAGAUGAUCGAGGUGAUGUUUGAGAAAUACGGUUUCGAUGCCACGUAUAUUGCCAUACAGGCGGUAUUAACGCUGUACGCCCAGGGUCUUAUCUCCGGCGUGGUGAUCGACUCUGGUGACGGCGUCACGCACAUCUGUCCAGUCUAUGAGGAGUUCUCGCUGCCACAUUUAACGAGGCGGCUGGAUAUUGCGGGUCGGGAUAUAACGCGCUAUUUGAUUAAGUUACUUUUACUACGUGGCUAUGCUUUUAAUCAUUCCGCUGACUUUGAAACGGUGCGCAUCAUGAAGGAGAAACUCUGCUAUAUUGGCUACGACAUUGAAAUGGAGCAACGGUUGGCACUGGAGACCACGGUGCUGGUGGAAUCCUAUACGUUACCCGAUGGCCGUGUGAUCAAAGUGGGUGGUGAGCGUUUCGAAGCGCCUGAGGCGUUAUUCCAACCGCAUUUAAUAAACGUUGAGGGACCCGGCAUUGCGGAACUGGCCUUCAACACGAUACAGGCGGCGGACAUUGAUAUACGGCCCGAGCUCUAUAAGCACAUAGUGCUGUCUGGCGGCUCGACCAUGUAUCCGGGUCUGCCCAGUCGUCUGGAGCGUGAAAUAAAGCAAUUGUAUUUGGAGCGAGUACUCAAGAACGAUACGGAAAAAUUGGCGAAAUUCAAAAUACGAAUUGAGGAUCCGCCGCGUCGCAAAGAUAUGGUUUUCAUUGGUGGCGCUGUAUUGGCUGAGGUAACGAAAGAUCGCGAUGGCUUCUGGAUGUCCAAACAGGAGUAUCAAGAACAGGGACUAAAAGUCUUGCAGAAGCUGCAGAAGGUCAGCAAAUAAAGCAAGAACAACCAUAACAACAACAACAACAGCAACAA